Messenger RNA from Sclerotinia borealis F-4128, 1221 nucleotides. Lineage: Eukaryota; Fungi; Ascomycota; Leotiomycetes; Helotiales; Sclerotiniaceae. The record is from the annotation of a GenBank genome assembly.
AUGGAGGGGAUCGGGAUCCUGGAGUUUCCGUUGAAUAUACUGGAGGGGAUAUGGGAUGUUGUGAGGAGUAUGCCGGUGCAUAUGUUUUUGUUGGCUUUGGUGGGAUUGGUGAUUGUGGGAUUGGGUUGUAUAUACACACUUUUAUUACUCGUCGCCCCAGUCCCUAGACUGCCCUACCUCUCAGAAAAAACAUACACAACAACUACCCCCUCCGGCACAACAGAAACCAAACCCCUAACCUGCUGGUACGACAGCUGGCUUGCCCACCGCGAAGCCUCCACCUCAAAAAUAAGCCACACUCAAGAAAAGGAUAUCAGUACCGGAGUCAUUGAACCCGCCUCAAUCGAAAUGAGUCUCGUAGUACCCGCCUACAACGAAGAAGAACGUUUAACCGGCAUGCUGGAAGAAGCUCUCUCCGUCCUAGAUAAUACCUACGGUCGGGUUUCCAAAGGCAAAGGCAGCGGAACAGGCUAUGAAAUCCUGCUCGUAAAUGAUGGUAGCAAGGACAAAACCGUACAAGUAGCAUUGGAUUUCUCGAGGAAAAAUAAUCUACAUGAUGUUUUGAGGAUAGUGACGUUGGAAAAGAAUCGAGGAAAGGGGGGAGCGGUCACGCAUGGAAUGAGACAUGUGAGGGGAGAAUAUGCAGUAUUUGCUGAUGCGGAUGGUGCGAGUCGGUUUACAGAUUUGGGGAAAUUGGUGGAGGGGGUGAAAAAGGUGGUGGAUUCUGAGGGGAGGGGUGUUGCAGUUGGGAGUAGAGCUUGGUUGGUAGGGAGUGAGGCAGUUGUUAAGCGCUCCGCUCUCCGCAAUGCUCUAAUGCAUUCCUUUCAUCUCCUCCUACGUCUUCUUACUCCACCCGCCACAUCCCGUAUUCGAGACACACAAUGCGGGUUUAAACUUUUUACACGAGCGGCCCUACCACAUAUUAUUCCUUAUAUGCAUGCUGAGGGCUGGAUCUUCGAUGUCGAAAUGCUUAUGUUGGCUGAAAGUGCACCUGCGACAGGUAGUUUUGUGGGAAACGGGAAGGCGGGAGUUAGUGAUGGAAAAGAGAGAAAUGCUGAGGGAAGGGAAAGAGGAGGGGGCAUAAGGGUAUCAGAACAAGCAAUUGCUUGGCAUGAAGUAGGAGGUAGUAAGCUAAAUGUUAUGUGGGAUAGUUUGGGCAUGGCGUGGGGAUUGGCUGUUUUGAGAGGGGGGUGGGGAAUGGGGGUUUGGAGGAGGAGGUGA